Castor canadensis (American beaver) is the source of this 10470-nucleotide messenger RNA. The record is from RefSeq and is a predicted model, not a curated record. Lineage: Eukaryota; Metazoa; Chordata; Mammalia; Rodentia; Castoridae.
CUGCUGCACAUCAGUUAUUGCCCCAAAGCGGGAAUGGUGAAACUGGGGCAGUUGGGGAUUGUUUAAAGUGAAGUCCCAGGAGCGCUAUCUCCAGAGGGUUUUCUGAGAAUUACAGUGUUUCUGUCUCCCGAGAAUACAGGGGCUCACCCACUGCAUCUGUGCCAUUGAGUGGUGACACAAGUAUGGGGACAGGUCCCUGGUGCAGAGGGAGGAGGGAGAAGCAGGUGCAAGGUCUGUGCAGCAGAGCAUAGCAGCAGGGGCCCCAGCAUGGGCAAAGGCUUUGCUGGCCACACAGGAAUCUGGAGAGGUGAUUACCCCUGUGAGGCCCACAGUGGGGCAGGGCCGGCAGGAGUCCCAGAGGCCCAGAACUGGAGUCAGCCAUGGGGACAGCUGUAUAGGUUGAGAAUGUGCUGAGGGGGAGCAUUAAUCUCACUUUUUUCUUUUCUUUUUUUUGGCGGUACUGGGGUUUGAACUCCAUGCCUCAAACUUUCUUAAGCAGGCUCUCUGCCACUUGAGCCUCUCCUCCAGCGUGGUCUUUCCUUAAAAUAAACCAGGGAAGUAGGAAGCGAUACAUUUUUGUUGUUUUUUUGGUGCUGGGGCCUUGAGCAUGCUAGGCAGGUUACCACUGAGCUGCAGUCCUGCCCUCGUUCAUCCUUAUUUAAUCCAUGAGGAAACAGGCCUCAAGUCACAGCUGGUGUGGGAUAGAGGCAAGAUAAAAACCCCAUGUUUCGGAGAUGAAACUGGUGGGAGAUAGGGGCUGGGAUCCAAGGGUGUGGGUGAGGCCAGUGUGUUGAACAGGGGGCUUGGAUUUAGUUCUGGUGUAGUGGGAUGAUGGAGAAGGUGUGUAAGCAGGUGCUCAGCAAGAGCUGGUUGCUAUCUGAGCCAUAGCUCUGGUGGAGGAAGGCUGAGGAUGCAGGGAGAGCAGACGUGGGGCCCAGGUGGGUAUGGAAUGGCCUUGCAAGCUAAGUGUCAGAGAAUUGAAAGUGCUUUGUUUCUUGCUUUAAAUUUGCUGCUCCCUAAAUGUGCUGUCUUCUCGGGGGCAUGGUCCUUUUCUGGUAGUAACUGUCUCCCAUACCCAACACUGGGUCACCAGAGACCGCCUUCCAACUCUCCCUGCUCCCUCUAGCCUUAUUUUCGGGAGGUCUGUACUGGCUUCCACAGGUGGAAAGGCUGGGUUUUGCUGUGGUUUAGGCUGGGCUCCAGCUUUCUAGAUGGGCUAGAGAAGUGUGGACGUCCUGUGGCUUCCUGAAAGCCACCCAUGCCUUUCUGGCUGCUGUAUAGGGAGCUUCUGAACGUCAAAGGUGUGGAGAGUGCUGGGUCCUGCUGGAAGUUUCUCUCGGAAAUGCAGCUGGGACUCCCUGACGCCCACCCCACCCUGCUACAUCCCUGAAGCUUCAUUCUCUCUGGGCUUCAUUUUCUUGCCCUGCCUUUGCUUCCCUAUCUCUGUGUCACUUGUGAUUGCUCUUGUGCUGGGGCUGCAUUUUGGGCAGGGCUGAACAGUUGCAGCAGAGACAAUGGCAGUGGAGUCAAGUGUGCUUCCUGUCUGGCCUUGUGUCCCAAGGGUCAGGGGACCCUCCUGCUCUAGGCAUACAGGCUGGAGACUCAUCUUCGGUGCAUUUCUGGCACCGAAUGACUCAGUACCUAGCACAGUUAAGUUUCUGAAAUAGGUGAUGGAGCCUUCCUCAGAUAGAGUUCUUUUUCUAGAUGUUGGCGUGAUGAAGGACAGACGUCCUCAUUAGUCUCAUUCCUGAGUUUCAUGGUAGUGGUUCUUUGCUUUUUGACUGGACUGGAAUGAGUGAACCGUCUAGUAACCGUGUCCCUUCCUGGCCCACGUAGUUAUUUCUGAAGUGCUCAUCCUGCCUCUCUGUUCCUAUGCAAUCACGUCAUGGCCUUACUCUUGUGCCUGGUGAUCCCAUCUUUCCACCCUUCUACACCUCCUUUCUCUCCAGCCCCAGGCUGGGGGCUUCUUGAGUGUGCCUUGCAACCUUGGUCCUUAAGCUGAACUCACUGUGUCUUCCUCACUGGUCUGAGCAUAUAGUAAGUCCUUCAUAACAUGGGGUGGGCGCAGCCCCCAGGUGUCCUGAGGGUGAGGCAACAGAUGAUUUUAAUGCAGAGAUGCUAUACCAGGGUGACCAUGAAAAGACUGGAUUUGCCAUAUGUGAAAGUCUGGCUGUUGAAGGCAAGGAGUGACUUAAAUGCUUGUCUUUGCAGUUGUCUAGCACUGUCCUCAGCCUGUGCAGCUCUGAGCCAGGGCAGACCCCCUCUAGUAGAACUGAUCCAUCUUCUUUCCGGUCCGAGCCCGCCUCCUGAGCACAGCAGCUCUGGAGCCUGGAGUCUGGGCCCGGCCUUCAACCUGUGGCCUGACCUUGUCUGCUGCGCUCUAGGCCUGGCUCCAGCACUUUGCAGCCUUGUGAUCUUAGAGAAGACACUUCUUUUUCCUGACUGAACAUUAAUGCCUCCUGUCAAAUAGGCUGAUGCAGUAGUAUCUUCCAGUAAGGAUGGUUGUGCCUCACCAGGAGGCCAGGCACGUGUGGGUAUGUAUGUGCAGCAUUGCCCACGCCACUGUGAUCAGCCUGAGUGUGCAGCUGUGUGGCCAUCCCAGAUCACGUGGGCAGUCAUCUGAUGCUGGCAGGUACCCAAGCAUGGAGUGGCUUUUGCUAAAACCAUGUGUAGGGCCUUUCCUUCUGGAGCACACGGCCUGCUCUCAGGAACCUGCCUGGCUGGUGCUGUCUGGGGAGGUGGGGCUUGGGUGUCUCUGCCUUUGUUGGCCAGUCUUUCCGGUGGUUUUUUCCUAGCUGAUCCUGGGCCUCCCUUCUGUCUUUAGCUCACGUGCCAAAGUAUGCAGACCUGGAUUUGCUUCUAGAUGUCCUUUCUUCACUCACUCAUUCCUCAGAGCUGUCUUCAUGCAGAUUGGGAGCGGUGCCGAGAAAAAUUUCCUUACUAGAUGACAUUUCAUCGCGAUGUCCGAUCGUUUGGGGCAAAUAACCAAGGGCAAGGAUGGGAAAAGCAAGUAUUCGACUCUCAGCCUGUUUGACAAGUAUAAAGGAAGAUCAGUAGACGCAGUCAGAUCCUCAGCAGUUAUUCCUCGACAUGGCUUACAGAGUCUCGGGAAAGUUGCCACGGCCCGACGUAUGCCACCGCCUGCAAACCUGCCAAGCCUGAAGUCUGAAAACAAAGGAAACGACCCCAAUAUCGUGAUAGUACCCAAGGACGGGACGGGAUGGGCCAACAAGCAGGACCAGCAAGACCCAAAGAGUUCCAGUGCAACGGCCUCUCAGCCGCCGGAGUCGCUGCAGCAGCCGGGUUUGCAGAAAUCUGUCUCCAAUUUGCAGAAGCCGACACAGUCAACCAGUCAGGAGAAUACAAAUUCAGUGCCAGGUGGACCAAAGUCAUGGGCACAGCUGAAUGGAAAGCCAGUAGGACACGAAGGUGGUUUAAGGGGCUCAAGCCGACUCUUAUCCUUCUCUCCCGAGGAAUUUCCGACGCUGAAAGCAGCCGGAGGGCAGGACAAGGCUGGCAAAGAAAAGGGCGUCUUAGAUCUGUCGUAUGGGCCAGGACCAAGCCUCCGCCCCCAGAAUGUGACAAGCUGGAGGGAGGGCGGUGGGCGAAACAUAAUCUCUGCCACGUCUCUGAACGCCUCCCCAACUGAGCUGGGCAGCAGGAACUCAAGUGUGGGAGACGGAGCCCCUUCCUCGGCCUGUACCAGCGAUUCUAAGGACCCCUCUCUCCGCCCGGCUCAGCCUGUCCGGAAAGGGGCUUCACAGUUCAUGGGAAAUGCGUACCACCCACCUGCAUACCAUGAUAUGCUGCCUGCUUUUAUGUGUUCGCCACAGUCAUCAGAGAACCAGGGCACCGUGGAACGAGGCUCUUUCCCCCUUCCUCAGCUCCGCCUGGAGCCCCGUGUUCCUUUUAGACAGUUCCAGAUGAACGACCAAGAUGGAAAAGAAAGCAGGUUGGGCUUGACUCGCCCAGUCCGCCCACUGAGGCAGCUGGUGGAGCGGGCGCCUCGGCCCACCAUCAUCAAUGCAGAAAACCUGAAGGGCCUCGAUGAUCUGGACACUGAUGCAGAUGACGGCUGGGCAGGCCUCCAUGAAGAAGUGGACUAUUCUGAGAAGCUUAAGUUCAGUGAUGAUGAAGAGGAGGAAGAAGUUGUGAAGGAUGGCCGGCCAAAGUGGAACAGCUGGGACCCGAGAAGGCAGCGGCAGCUGUCCAUGAGCUCUGCAGACAGUGCUGAUGCCAAGCGCACUCAGGAGGAAGGAAAGGACUGGGGUGAAGCAGUGGCCAAUUCCCGGGUGGUGCGCAAGGGGCCAGAGCCUCAGCCACCAUCCAGAAAGCUUCACAGCUGGACAUCAGGCCCAGACUACCAGAAGUCUGCAAUUGGCAGCGUGUUCCGGCAGCAGCCUGUCGAGGACAAGGAGGACAAACCGCCCUCGCGGCAGAAGUUUAUCCAGUCUGAGAUGUCUGAGGCAGUGGAACGAGCCCGAAAGCGCCGGGAAGAGGAGGAGCGUCGAGCCCGGGAGGAGCGGUUGGCUGCCUGUGCUGCCAAGCUUAAACAGCUGGACCAGAAGUGCCGGCAGGUCCAGAAGGCAAAUGGGGCUCAGAAGGCAAGUGGGGCCCAGAAGCUAGGAGACAAGGACGUCCCCCGAUCUGCAGGCACCGAGAAGCCCUCCCCACAGGAGAACGGCCCUGCUGUCCGCAAAGGCUCUCCAGAAUUCCCUGCCCAGGAAGCCACCACCACCAUCUCAGCAGAGGUGCCCACAGCUUCCCCAGCAAUGGCUCAGAGCAGCAGCAGUGAGGAGGAGGCCAGGGAGGCCGGGUCCCCGGUACAGGAGUUUAAUAAGUAUCAGAAGUCCCUUCCUCCCCGGUUCCAGCGCCAGCAGCAGCAGCAGCAGCAGCAACAGGAGCAGUUGUAUAAGAUGCAGCACUGGCAGCCUGUGUACCCUCCGCCUUCCCACCCGCAGCGUACCUUUUACCCACACCAUCCCCAGAUGCUGGGCUUCGAUCCCCGCUGGAUGAUGAUGCCUUCCUACGUGGACCCACGCCUCACGCCCACUCGGACCCCUGUGGACUUCUAUCCCUCAGCCCUCCAUCCUUCAGGGCUGAUGAAGCCUAUGAUGCCCCAAGACUCCCUCAGUGGAACUGGCUGCCGCUCUGAUGACCAAAAUUGUGUGCCCCCACUCCAAGAAAGAAAAGUGUCCGCCAUCGAUCCAGCCCCUGUCUGGAGCCCAGAGGGCUACAUGGCACUGCAGAACAAGGGCUACUCCUCACUUCCCCACCCGAAGUCGACCGACACUUUGGCUAUGGACAUGCAUGUCAGGAAUGAAAGCUCUUACUCUGCCUCCCCCGGAAGGUCAGGGGGCGUAAGUGCCCAGCGCGAUCUCUUUGAGGAGAGAGGGGAGGAGUACUUGAGUGCUUUUGACAAGAAGGCCCAAGCAGACUUUGACAGCUGUAUCUCUUCUCAAAGAAUAGGCCAGGAGCUUUUGUUUUCACCCCAAGAAAAUGUUCAGGAAGCAAGUGCUCCUGGGGGUCACACCCCAAAUCUCGUGUGUCCCCCAUUGGAGCCUGACUUUGUCCCAGCCGAGAAAAAGCCAGAGUAUAGCAGUUGGGACAUUGGCCACCAGCCAAAGGCCACUGACACAGCCAAGAGUGUUGACCAGGAGGUGCCCCGGGAGGAGCCACCUUUUCAUGUCUCUUGGGAGAAGGAAGAGACCCCUGAUAAACAGCUAAGGCCAGAGCCUGAGUGGACACCCGAGCCCCGGAACUCCAGUAGCCAGCACCAGGAGCAGCCCAGCAGGACCCGGAGGUCAGGACCCAUCAAGAAACCCGUCCUCAAAGCCCUCAAGGUGGAAGAGAAAGAGAAAGAGCUAGAGAAGGUGAAGCAAGGGCUUGGGGAGGAGAGCACAGGGUUGGCCAUGGAGAAGGAGCUGGUACUCAAGGCUGAAGAGGGUGAGGAUGAAGAGAACGACCCCGCCUUGGCCAACGCCUCCCCCUCCACUUUGGAGGACAAGGCCUGUACCAGCCCCGGGUUUGGCCAUGAGAACACCAAGUAUGAUGAGGGUGAGAAGCCUGAUAAGGCUUGGGAGACCAGGCCCUCACGAGAGUCCAGCGACACUCCCCCAACAAAGAGAAACAACUGGAUCUUUAUUGAUGAGGAACAGGCCUUUGGGGGCAGAGGGCAGUCCCGCAGUCGGGGCCGGGGUUUCCGAGAGUUCACUUUUCGAGGUCGGCCCGCUGGUGGAAACGGGAGCAGCGUGUGCGGUGGGGGGGUCCUCGGGGCACGUGGUGUCUACAGCAGCAGCCCACGGAGUGGCCGGGGCCGGGGCCUGCGGGAGUUCCCUCAGCCGGAAGACUGCCCCAGAGCCAAGCCCCGAAGGAGAAUUGCCAGCGAGACCCACAGCGAGGGCUCGGAGUACGAAGAGCUUCCCAAGCGGCGUCGGCAAAGAGGCUUGGAGAAUGGAAAUGAAGGUUCGCUCCUGGAGAGGGAGGAGAGUGCCCUGAAGAAGGACUCGUGGCGCUCCAACAAGAUGUACUCUGAGGACCAGAACAGCCUGGACACCAAGAGCCGAGGCCCGCGAGCUUUUGGGAGAGCACUCCCGCCCCGGCUGAGCAACUGUGGGCAUGGCCGCCGAACUUUCAUCUCCAGAGAGUCACCUCACUGGCAGGGCAGAAGUCCAGGGAGUUCCUGGCAGGAGUACGGUGCCUCUGACACAUGUGGGGCCCGGCGGGCCACAGACAGAGACUACAUCCCAGACUCCUACCGACACUCUGACUCGUUUGCCAGCAGGGCCUUUGAGGACAGCCGUUUGGAGGACAAGAGGUCUUUCUUCCAAGAUGACCACGUGGCAGAUUCUGAAAACGCAGAAAACCGGCCCUUCAGGAGGAGACGACCCCCUCGCCAAGACAAGCCCCCUCGCUUCCGGCGCCUCCGACAAGAGCGGGAAUCCUUGGGCCUGUGGGGACCCGAGGAGGAACCCCACCUGCUGGCUGGUCAGUGGCCAGGCAGGUCCAAACUCUGUCCAGGGGACAAAGGUGGCCCUGGGAGUCGCAGGUCCCCUGAGCUCUCCUACCAGAACUCCUCUGAUCAUGCCAACGAAGAGUGGGAAACGGCCUCUGAGAGCAGCGACUUCAGUGAGCGCCGGGAGCGUCGAGAAGGCCAUGUGGGCGAGCAUGACUUGCAGGGGGAUGCUGGCCUGCCUGGGACCAGCUUGGGUGAGAAGAAGGAGUUGGCCAAGAGGAGCUUCUCCAGCCAGAGGCCCCUGGUUGACAGACAGAGCCGCAAGCUGGAGCCGGGAGGGUUUGGGGAGAAGCCUGUUAGGCCAGGUGGUGGUGAGACUUCCCCCCGUUAUGAGAACCAGCAGAGUGGGACGCCUUUGAAAGCCAAAAGGUCCCCAGAUGAGGCCUUGCCUGGAGGUCUUGGCUGCAGUGGUGGGAGCAGCCACUCAUCGUCCUGUGCUCUGGAGCGGGCCACCCAUGCUAGCUCUCAAAGUUCUGAAGCCACCAGUAAGAAGACAGAGAAGGAGGCUGCUCUAGCUGCUCAGAGGGCCAGCGAGCAGGAAGAGGCCCGGAAGCCGUUUGACCUGGGCUAUGGAAAUGCCAUCAUUGAAAAUUGCGGGUCCAGCCCUGGGGAGGAGAGUGAGGUGGGCUCUAUGGUGGGCGAAGGCUUCAUUGAAGUCCUGACUAAGAAGCAGCGCCGCCUGCUGGAAGAGGAAAGAAGAAAGAAGGAGCAAGCCGCACAGGUGCCUAUCAAAGGUCGAGGCCUUUCCUCACGUAUUCCUCCUCGAUUUGCUAAAAAGCAAAACAGCCUGUGCCUAGAGCAAGGUGAUGUGGCCGUGCCUGGCAGCAGCCUGGGCACCGAGAUCUGGGAGAACAGCAGCCAAGCUCUCCCUGUGCAGCCUGCAGCCAGCGACUCUUGGAGGAAAGCUGUCACUGCCUUCAGUAGUGCGGAGCCUGGCUCCUCCGAGCAGGGAUUUAAGAGCAGCCAGGGAGAUAGCGGUGUUGACUUGAGUGCUGAGUCUCGGGAGUCAUCUGCAACCUCCUCACAGCGCAGCUCCCCGUAUGGUACUCUGAAGCCAGAGGAGAUGAGCGGGCCUGGCCUGGCAGAACCUAAGGCUGACAGCCAUAAGGAGCAGCCUCAGAAGCAAUCUGAGCCAAAGGACUCAGAACAAGGCUCAGGACAGAGCAAGGAGCACAGACCAGGACCUAUCGGCAAUGAACGUUCUCUGAAAAACAGAAAGGGCUCAGAGGGGGCUGAGCGUCUGCAAGGGGCUGUGGUCCCUCCUGUUAAUGGGGUAGAGAUUCACGUGGACUCCGUGCUGCCGGUGCCGCCCAUUGAAUUUGGAGUCAAUCCAAAAGAUUCUGAUUUUAGCUUGCCGCCGGGUUCUGCCUCUGGUCCUGCUGGGAAUCCAGUUGUCAAACUUCAGGAUGCCUUGGCUAGUAAUGCAGGGUUGCCGCAGAGUAUUCCCAUCCUCCGGCAGGACCACCACAUCCAGAGAGCCAUUGGCCUCUCCCCGAUGUCCUUCCCCACUGCUGACCUUACAUUGAAGAUGGAGUCUGCACGCAAGGCUUGGGAAAACUCCCCCAGUUUGCCGGAGCAGAGCUCUCCAGGAGGUGCAGGCUCAGGCCUCCAGCCUCCGUCCUCUGUGGGUGCCUCCAACGGGGUCAACUACAGCUCCUUUGGUGGAGUGUCCAUGCCACCCAUGCCUGUGGCUUCUGUAGCACCUUCUGCUUCGAUGCCAGGCAACCACCUCCCGCCUCUGUACCUGGAUGGCCAUGUGUUUGCAAGUCAGCCCCGGCUGGUUCCUCAAACAAUACCUCAGCAGCAGAGUUACCAGCAGGCUGCCGCUGCCCAGCAGAUCCCGAUCUCCCUCCACACGUCUCUACAGGCUCAGGCUCAGCUUGGACUUCGGGGGGGACUCCCUGCCUCCCAGUCCCAGGAGAUCUUCAGCUCCUUGCAGCCUUUCAGGUCUCAGGUGUACAUGCACCCCAGCUUGUCACCACCCAGUACCAUGAUCCUCUCUGGAGGCACGGCCUUGAAGCCUCCGUACUCGGCCUUCCCAGGCAUGCAGCCCUUGGAAAUGGUGAAGCCCCAGUCUGGCUCCCCCUACCAGCCCAUGAGUGGAAACCAGGCUCUGGUCUAUGAGAGCCAGCUUGGCCAGGCUGCUGGGCUGGGCGCCUCCCAGAUUCUGGACUCGCAGCUCCCACAGCAGCUGACCAUGCCACUGCCCCGGUAUGGCUCCGGGCAGCAGCCACUGAUCCUGCCACAGUCCAUUCAGCUGCCACCGGGUCAGAGCCUCUCUGUUGGGGCCCCCCGAAGGAUUCCUCCACCUGGCUCCCAGCCGCCAGUCCUGAACACCAGCAGAGAGUCCUCUCAGAUGGAGCUGAAAGGCUUCCACUUUGCCGACAGUAAACAGAAUGUUCCUACUGGGGCCUCUGCGCCAUCACCACAGUCCUACAGGCCUAGCUCUGCUAGCCCCAGUGGGAAGCCCUCUGGAUCAGCAGUUAACAUGGGCUCUGUGCAGGGACACUACGUCCAACAGGCAAAACGAGUGGAUGAAAAGCCCAGCCUGGGAACCAUGAAGCUGCAGGAGGCCCCCUCAGCCACUUCCCAGAUGAAGCGAACCGGAGCAAUCAAGCCUCGGACAGUCAAGGUGGAGGAGAGUAAAGCCUGAAGGUGCCCGGUGCCCUUUUGCCUCACCCCAGUGGACGGCACCACCCAGCCUGGACAGUCACUGCUUGGGACCUCACCGGAUCUACCGUCCACCCACUUGGCCUGGACUGAGAGCUCUUCUCUGUCCUUUGAAAGCUCCAUUGUCAAGCAGCUCACACCGUGGAUAUACGGAAUUGACCUGCUUGCUUUGAUGCAAAAGAGCAAUGAUUCCGUCCCUCCCUCCCACUCUCCUAGUGACUGGAGUGAGCCGCCUUCUGUGCAGUGCAGCCUGCCCACCCCGCCCCAUCCCCAGGCACAGUGGUUUGGCAGCAGGGUCACUUUAGCCAGAGGCUUUUUGUUUUAAAAAGCAGCUAUGGUUUUUACAAAGGGGAAAGGAAAACAAAUGCCAGCUACGUCUGUGUAGCUGAACUUUUAUACGUUCCUAGCUGUCCUCUCCCAGCCCCUUCUGCAGUCCCCAGUGGUCUUUUACCUCUGUCCUGUUCAACACGUCACUGCGAUACCUUAAGGGAUGACUUAAGAACGCACCCCCAGUAGGUUAACCUUUGGGGCUGCUGAGGACAUGGUUGUGAGCGUUCUGCUUAUCAGCCCACCACCUUGGGCGAGGCCAGGUGGGGCUUGCAGAGCAGAGCAGCAGGUAGGUUGGUGUCUGGCUUGGGCUCCAGCCCCUGGCAUGAAGUUGAUGACAUAUAUUAGCAUAAGAAUUACACAGGGCUGGCAGAGUGGCUCAAGUGGUAGAGUGCCUGCUGGCAAGCGGAAGGCCCUGAGUUCAAGCCCCAGACCACAAAAAAAAAAAAAAGGAAUUA